Verticillium dahliae VdLs.17 is the source of this 450-nucleotide messenger RNA. RefSeq lists its product as uncharacterized. NCBI's taxonomy places the organism in Eukaryota, Fungi, Ascomycota, Sordariomycetes, Glomerellales, Plectosphaerellaceae. The record is from RefSeq and is a predicted model, not a curated record. The transcript has 2 exons. Bases 1 to 450 code for a protein of 149 amino acids.
AUGGGGCGCGGCAGCACUGGGUUGCAUGUUUGCAUGAUGUGCUACAUGCUACCGAGACCUUUACGCCCGCCUCUGGCCAUCAUCUUGCCGUUCCCCGCGACAACAUGCCCUUCGGCGGGGCACCAUGUUCGGUUCAUCGGCCUCCCGUUGGAGGGCCCGUUCGAGAGCAGAGCCCCCGGAGGGUUAUCCCUCCAGUCAAUUGUCAGCGGCGUCCCGGCGGUAGGAGAUUUGCCGAUGGCCAUGUUGAAGCAGCCUGUGGCGGUGAUCAUGCCCGGCACUGGUGCUGCUACGCUGGAACUGCCGUGCCGCCAGGGUGAGCCCAAGGUUUUCGUUAGCUCGUUUACCCCGACCUCCCCGCUCGAACCGCAUCGUCGGGCAGAGAGACACAGUCUGAGCCUUUCGGCUCCUUUCACACGGGCAAAGAUGAUUGUCUGGUUUUUAGUUCGGUGA